AUUAUAUUUGUGUUUUCUUAAUUUUAACUAUGUUUUCGUAUUUAUUACGGUUGUUUACUAUUUUUGAAACAUAUAAAAUUAACGUACCAUGGUAUUGCGAAGAGAGAGUAAAAUAAUAUUGGAAUGCCAUUGUGAGAAGUCUAGAAAAUUACUACAAGUGGACAUGCAGGAAAGCGGAAGGUUAGAGAGCGGUCAGCGCGCUCUCAGUCCGUCGACGCUACACGAGCGGCUGGUCGGGCACGCGCUCGCCGUCACGGACGAUCUGGAAGGAAGAUCGGGUGUUUGGGGUGAACACUCUUAUGCUCGCGAGCGCGGCGCCGCGUCCCACUCUCGCGUGCGCACGCUGCUGCUGCCCCGCACUCCUCUCGCCGGGCAGGCCGCACCCCUCGCCCUCGUCGACGCGGUUUCGUCACCGGCCGCGCGUCCCGCGCCACCCCUCGACCACCUCGACGACUCGGAUUCGAACGACGACGACGCGACCGCCGCCGCCGAUUGGGAGCGCAUCGUCCUCGACGCGGCGACCACCGAGGCGCGGCGUCGUCUCGCCGGAGCGGUCGUCCGGCUGCUCACCGAGAUGCGCCUCCGCCGCCUCGCGGUAGAUCGGAGUAGAUGGCGGCGCGCAGAAUCCGUCAGAGGGGCGGCGGCUCGGCUCCGCGGCGCGCUCGCCACGGCGACGGCCGGCGACAGCGCGUGGCUACACGGCGCCUUGCUCGCGCACCUGCCGCGGUCGCAGAGGACGCCGUACGAGCGCGUGACGGGCGAACUGCGACGCGUCGCGCCCCGUCUCGCCUCCCGCCUCGGGACCGACGCGCCGCCGCCACCGGCCGAGCCGUUGAACGCAGCCCCGCCACCGCUCGACGCCGCGACGCCGGGGCCCUGGCUCGGUUGGGUGAGCGCGGGGCUCGAGCGGCGGGACGAGCGAUGGCGCCGGCGGCUGGGCGCGCUGAUGCACGUGCGGACUUUGGGCAGCGCGAGCGCCAGAGGCGGGGCGCCCCCGGAACGCUGGUGCGCGACGCGGGCACACGCCGUCCGCUCGGCUCUCGUUCGUUUCCUGCAGGAAGCCGGGUCCCGCCCGGUGAUGUUGGGCGGAUUCGGCGCGGGCGCGGCUCUAGCGGCGCGGUUGGCGAGCGCCCGCGGAGUGCGCGGGGCGGUGCUGCUGGCGCCGCCGUUGCUGACCGCGGAGGGGCCGGACGAGCCGCCGGGCGAGGCGCCGGCGGCCGCCUUGCUCGUGGCGGGAGGCGCGGCGGCGGCCACCGGGCGCAGCGCCGCCGCGCAGAUGGCGGCCGCCGGUGGUUCUCGCCGUCUGCUCCUCGUCGCCGGCGCAGACGACGCGCUUCGUCUGCCGCGCCGUCACCGCCUGCGUCUCGGCCUGCCGCAGCAGGCGCUGGACGCCGCGAUCGCAGAGGAGUGCGUUCGCUGGAUCGGCGAGGUGUGCGCCGAGGAGGAGGACGAACGCACCGAAGAGUGCGCCGGAGUCUCCGUCGCCGCCGUCGUGUCGCCGGGGGGAGCCGGGGCGGCGGAGGGCCGCGUGGUGUCACGCGUGUCCGGCGGGACUCCGCUGGCGCUGCGGCCCCCGGGCGGCCGCCGCGCCGACUUUCACGCCGCCGACAUCAUGCGCCUACCCAUCGUGUUCGCCGACGACUUGCCCGACGCCGCCGAGCCGAAAGAGGAACGACUGCGAGUCGUGGCCGGCGCCACGAGGACGACGCGCGUCAUCGUGACGAAGCGCUCCGCUCUCGAAGGCGCUCCGACAGUCCGGCGACCGCGCGCCGCCGACUCGCAACGCCGCCGGCCCUGAUUCGGCAUAAGAAAUUAUACGUUACGACGCUA
Messenger RNA from Pieris brassicae (large cabbage white), 1830 nucleotides. RefSeq lists its product as uncharacterized. The record is from RefSeq and is a predicted model, not a curated record. Lineage: Eukaryota; Metazoa; Arthropoda; Insecta; Lepidoptera; Pieridae. The transcript has 9 exons. The coding region runs from base 89 to 1798 and encodes 569 amino acids.